AUGGCUUCGCAGAGUGGAAAUGCAUGGGCGCAGAUGAAGGCUCACGAGCAAAUGCAACAGCAGCAGCAGACUGCCAACACCAGCCUCGGUAAAGUCGCUCAGCAGCACACUACCAGUUUCGACAAAGGUAAGCAAGCAUCCAGUAUCUCCUCAACGGGGGUCCACGAUGUUUCCCCCCGAAGACGGAAGACCUUGAUGCUAAUAAGCUCGUUCGUCGUAGUCGCUAUACCUCGUAAGGGUCCAGUCAUGGGUGCCAGACCAACCACCUCACGCAAGUCGUCGGGUCUCGAUUACGACGCUGACCUCGCCCUUCCCAUGCCAAAGCCACGCCACCUUCCUGUGGAAGAUAAUGGCGAUUCCGUCGAGGCUUGCAAGUUGGACGUCAUGAGCAACCCUAACAUGACUAAGAAGCGUUCCGUCACCGAGCCAGCUCGGCCUGAAGACGUUCUGGAAAAUAACAAGGCGGACAAAAACAGUCAGAAAGAAAAAAUGAAAUCCAGAGUGGCUGCGCUCAGGUCCAAGCUCAGUCUCAAAGACCUCGCGAAGGAGUUCCGCAGGGACAGCUCUAAGAACGAGCCAGCAGCGGGCAAUGAAGGCGGACAGACCUCUGGCGUGGAUACCCAGGACCUCAACGAAGAGAAGCUGUAUGUCCCUAAGCCCCGAGAGCCGGGAGUCUACCCAUCGUCUGCACCACCCUUCCCGUUCAGGGACAUCAGCUUUGGGCAGUUUUCGCGGACGAGUGUUGAAUCCUGCGCUGUCGCUAGUUCCACGGCAAAUGACGAGCAGCCAAACAACGAAAAGUUAAGCCUUGGACCCUUUGCGGGCAGAAACGCCAUACAGAGCCCUGCCGAGCGAGAGAGUGAGAGGACAUUGCAGCUUGAUACCCUGCUACUGACUGGCUCUUCUCCUGCGGCCCGCGCAGGCGAGCUCGAAAACAGUGGACAGGCGCAGGUUAUCAGAGAGCAACCGAGCAUUCGCAGCCUAAGAGCGGAGAACGAUCUGGGCAGCCCUGCAUCAACAAAUAUCUCGUUCUACGCGGUGGAAGAUGAAUUUGCAGAUCCGAUCUCGCCUGCCGAGAUGAUCCCAGACCCUCCAAAUACUGCCCACAAACGGGGACGAGCUCACACGAAUGAACAUAGAUUUCCUCCAAGCUAUCCCGCACCUUUCAAUCAUGGUCACGGGGGAGUUCAGCCUACCGUGAUGACAGCAUAUCAACCAGCACUCGAAGAGACGCACACCCAGCAUCUCAAUGCUCAUCCUCACGCUGCAGUUGCUCAACACCCCUUCGCUGGAGUUACAAGUCACGGAGGCUAUGCCCCUCCUCCACCAGACCCAGACUACCAAAACACAGCGGACCUGGGUCAGCAGCUCACGUCUCAUAUCGAAGCAGUCCAUGUCCAUAUGAACAACGUUGUUCGUAGACAUUGCAGGGUGCUUGAGAACUCGAACAAUUGGUCAAAGGAUCAGAUUCUGCGACAGACAGACGCCAUGUUCGAUAUUCUGCGUUUGAUCAAUGCCCGCACGGCAGGCCAAAAUGAGGCCGUGUCAGACCUGCACCGCGCAAUUGAAAUUCAAAUGAGGCGUAUGGAAGAGAGCCAAAUCAACAAACUGAGAGGAGAAAUCAACGCGUCAAGAACGUCGCCUCAGAGGGCGUGUGCCUCCUGCAACUCAUCACCCGAUCCGAAGAUCACAGGUACUGAGUUGCAGGCAGCUCAAAAUACCCCGUUGAUACAAAUGGACAGCGGUGUGAACCAAGACAGGAAGAAAGGAAAGGAGAAGGAAAAAAGUGAGAACGUGUCUGGGGUUGAGGGCUCUUUGACCCAACACAACAACCAAGGACCCGCUCAAAACAUUCCGUCCACUACCGAGCCCUUCCGCAGCACGCCUUUGGGAGAGACACGCCGAGAGAUCACAGACUCUCAGGUGAAGAGAGGGGUGAGAAGAAACCCUGCUCAGGAGUCUUCAGGCUCUCCUGAGCCUAAGGCGCCCAAGCUUAGUCGUCACUCUGCAGCCAACUUUGCUCCUGAGAAUGGACAGAGUUCGCUCAUCCAGAACUCACACCUUGACACCAAUGAAGGUGUGAAGACCGCUCACAAGAAGGGGAUGUUUGGAUUCCGCCGCCGGGAUGAUGGUGAAAGUCGCGCUGGUGGCAAAUUCUUGCACACGCCCCGUCGGAAUAAGAAGACAAAGAAUUCCCAAGGACAGAACGGCCAUUCCCCAACGCCUUCUGUUCCAGCUGCUGCAGCCGGAGCCUCGCAGCCUUCGACACUCGCCGAGGGGAGCCCAAGCUCCAUCCAUCCCGCUUUACGCAAUGACAGACAGCAGCAGAUCAUGCGUGACCGGGAGCGCCUCAAAUCUCAGCCGCGUACGCAGACCGGACAGACGACUUCUGCAAUCGAGAAACCUACUCCGCAGAGACGCGGAUUGAAAAACUCGCAUCCUCACCAGAACAUCGGCACCAGGACACCAACCGCAAACCGCUUGCCUGUAAACGCCUUCGCUGUUACACCCUCUUCGUCUUUGUCACUCAAUAGGGAUAUCCAGUUGUGUUCCUCUGCGGCGGGUGUGCCCCAUCGAGCGCCCCCGAUGCUGCCGAGCUAUGCUGGCCAAACUCCACAUAAUAUACCUGCUUCCCUUCAGGUUACUGGUCCUGCUUCUGCUGCGACUUGGUAUCCGGCAGCGCACAGCGGAGCCUCGCCUGAGAGUAAUCAGAGCAACCAUCAUGCUUAG
Aspergillus novofumigatus IBT 16806 is the source of this 2730-nucleotide messenger RNA. RefSeq lists its product as uncharacterized. The record is from RefSeq and is a predicted model, not a curated record. Lineage: Eukaryota; Fungi; Ascomycota; Eurotiomycetes; Eurotiales; Aspergillaceae. The transcript is spliced from 9 exons. The coding region runs from base 1 to 2730 and encodes 909 amino acids.